This is a messenger RNA of Rhinichthys klamathensis goyatoka, 2365 nucleotides long. RefSeq names its product CAP, adenylate cyclase-associated protein 1 (yeast) (gene cap1). Gene Ontology annotation, cellular component: cytoplasm. The record is from RefSeq and is a predicted model, not a curated record. The coding region runs from base 165 to 1553 and encodes 462 amino acids. Lineage: Eukaryota; Metazoa; Chordata; Actinopteri; Cypriniformes; Leuciscidae. Gene Ontology annotation, biological process: cell morphogenesis; cytoskeleton organization; regulation of adenylate cyclase activity. The transcript is spliced from 13 exons. Gene Ontology annotation, molecular function: actin binding; adenylate cyclase binding.
CUGUUGGUGGAGUUUGGGCGGAAACGGCGCGCGGUGACAGCUGGGAACUUCAGCACGCUCAUACAGGAAGACAACGCAGACGGGGAGCCCUAACACACCCAUUCAACAUCAAAGAUUAAAGCCAGGACCACUGUAACAUUUCUCAGACGGUAAAGUGAGCAGGUAUGGCAGAGCUGGCGGGUCUAGUGCAGCGUUUGGAGGUGGCUGUGGGCCGUCUGGAGUCCAUGUCUGGAGGUGGAGGUGGAGUAAGCGGCCCUGCUGCUGGAUCUGGAGCGGUGUCGGCGUAUGUUGAAGCCUAUGACGGUUUGAUCUCUGGCCCUGUGGCUCAGUACGCUGCCCUCAGUCAGAAGAUCGGGGGAGACGUUCAGAAGCAUGCUGAGAUGAUGAAGCAGGCCUUUUCCUGUCAAAGACAGCUUCUGGUCACUGCCUCCCGUUCUCAGAAACCUUCUGAAUCCGCCCUGGCCCCUCUUCUGGCCCCCGUGUCUAAAGUGAUCCAGGAGGUGCAGGCGUUCAGAGAGAAGAACCGCUCCUCUCCUCUCUUCAACCACCUCUCUGCGGUCAGCGAGAGUAUCCCCGCCCUCGGCUGGGUCGCCAUGGCCCCAAAGCCAGGCCCCUUUGUGAAGGACAUGCAGGACGCAGCCAUGUUUUACACCAACCGUGUCCUCAAGGAUUACAAGGAGAAAGAUAAGAUGCAUGUGGACUGGGUCAAGGCCUAUCUGUCCAUUUGGACCGAGCUGCAGGCCUACAUCAAGCAGCACCACACCACUGGAUUGAGCUGGAGCAAGACUGGUCCCGUAGCUUCGGCCUCUGGUGGCGCUCCGCCUCCCCCCGGCCCUCCUCCACCCCCCAUGGACUUCGGUGAAAAGUCUUCAGGUGGAGACUCUGGAGCAGUCUCUCGCAAUGCUCUCUUCGCCUCUCUCAACAAGGGAGCAGAUAUUACUAAAGGACUGAAGCAUGUGUCUGAUGACAAGAAGACCCACAAGAAUCCUGCGCUCAAAACCCAAACCGGUCCUUUGCCCACUGGGCCCAAACCCUUCGCUUCUCGGCCCACGGCAGCGGCCAGCCCGGCCCGCACUCUUCCCCCAGUGCUGGAGCUGGACGGCAAGAAAUGGAAAGUGGAAAACCAGGAAGGUGCCCAGGGCCUUGUGAUCAGUGACACAGAACUGAAACAGGUGGUUUAUGCCUUUAAGUGCAACAACAGCACUUUACAGGUGAAGGGGAAGAUCAACUCCAUUAUUGUAGAUAACUGUAAGAAAAUGGGUCUUGUCUUUGACGAUGUUGUGGGUAUUAUUGAGGUGAUCAACUGCAGGGAUGUUAAGAUCCAGGUUAUGGGUAAAGUGCCAACCAUCUCCAUCAACAAGACAGAUGGCUGCCAUGUGUACCUGAGCAAAGACUCUCUGGCAUGUGAAAUCAUCAGCGCUAAGAGCUCAGAGAUGAACGUGCUGGUGCCCAACAAAGAUGGAGAAUAUACUGAGAUCCCAGUCCCUGAACAGUUCAAAACCAUUUGGGAUGGCAGCAAGCUGGUCACCACAGCAACCGAGAUUGCCGGAUAAAGGACCAACCUGUGCGAGAGACCGCCCCCAUUGCAGUGUCCUACCUGACUGACCAAUGAGCUUAAACUACAAAGUAGAAUGGAAUGCCAACCAGGUCAACUCCCCUAUCAGCCAAUCACAGCGGCAAUCACAUCUUCCUUCAGCUAGUGACAUGCUUACCAGAAACACUCGCUCAGUCAAUGGCAGGGCAUCAUUCUCCUUCUAUUCCAUUGAUUAAAACAUUAGCACUUGAAAUCGAUUGCCAACAGUUGGGGUGUUUUCAUGUUUUGUUUUUGUCUUGCAGCCAUAUAAAAUAACACAUGAAUGGCCAACAAGAGGAAUCAAGUCAUUUUAUCAUAAUUGUGUUUUGUAUUUUUGAUUCUCUUUUUUUUCCCAUUUUGCAUUUUCUGGUCAGGGGGCAAGUUUUGGGGGGAGGGUCACUGCGUUUUCUGUUUGACAUAUGCAAUUCAGAUAUGAAGCACACAAAUGUCCCUCUUCUGACCACCAACACAGACAUUUACUGUAACUUUUAUUUAAAAAAAUAAAUUAAAAAAAUCCAAGGGAUAAUUAGAAAUGAGGAUUUGUCAAAUCUUAUUUAGAGGGUGAAUUGGCAUUUUGAGCAACUUGCAGAAUCACAGUUAUAAUUCCAAUCGUGUCAUUGAAAAACUAUAGUUGCUUUAGAAAUUCUCUUUUCCCUCUUUAUUUCAUCUUGUAUUCUAGAGCACAUGCAACAUUCCCUGUAAUGUAAAUAAAUUAACAUUCCAUGGUUCGUGAUGGAAAGGUGUGGAAAGCAUUUUGAUGUCUUGAGUGUUUUUGGCACAAACUGGAGAGGC